UGGCGAAUUUGAGCACGAAGCGGCUCUGCACGAACGAGAGGUUUACAGUUCGCCAGGACUCGGAUUGCUGGAGGUCUAAACUCAUUCGCAGUGUCGGUCUUGACAGAAUCUCAGAUUUGCUUCUUAGGACACAAAUUCUGGAAGAUAUCAGGCUUUUGAACGAUUGUAAGCCUCCAGGUGUCUCAAAUUCAUCAUUUGAUGAAAAAUGUCUUUUCUGCUGCUUAAGACGAGAGAAAGUGAAGGAGCAUAUAACCGCACUCAACAAACAGAUAGUGGAAAGUGGAGGGAAACCUUUACUUGGUAAAGAUCCUUCUAAUAUCAGCAGGCUCGAGUGGCAGUCUGAGGAAUUCCUCAAGGCAGUGUUACACAGAAAUGAAUACACACCUAGAAUUCCCGAUCCGCACAUCCCUGUGGUGGCUUGUGGUGUCAUGCAGCAGAUGCUCAGCAAGUUAACUACAUAUUAUACCUCAAGAAACAGCUGCUCUCAGGACUCCUUUCAAAACAAUGGAAAAAAGGACCAAAGCCUUGUGAAAACCAGCCAAGUCACGUUGUCUGGUGCUGUCGGUGUAGCAUCUGCUCAGAAUAAGCUCAUCAUGGUGGACCAGGAUGCCCCGCUGGACCUCUCUGUGAAAAAGAUCAAAGUAGAGGACAUCCAGCAAGAUGGAGUUCUUGACCUUUCAACUAAGAAGAAUUUAAGCAAAGACCAUUUGUGUUUAAAGAAUUCUCAUGUCCACGUCAGUCCAGAUGCACAUUUGGUCAAAAGGGACUCCAUCGAUCUGAGUCUUGCCCAAGUGGGGGAUCUACAGUCGGCCUCCACUUUGGAACAGUUCAUGUCUAAGCUGUGUUUGCAUCAUCAGCAUCAGAUAGUUGACGCAUUAGGGUUCUUACAAAGCGAAGUCAAGACUGUGUCCAACCAUUUCCAAGCACCUAUUUCAACCUUGUCUGAGAAGCAAGCAACAACCAGCUGCAGUACAGUGUCCUCUGAAAGCAGGUCUGAGGUUCAGCGGCCUGAAAGAACUUGCUCUGUGGAUGCUGCUUUGAGCAUUAAGACUCAAUCUGUUGCUAGAAGUCAAAUAACUACUUUAGAGGAUUUAAACGCUGAUGUUAGCAGUAUUGCAACCUGUGAAAAAACAGUUGACAUUUGUAAGCAAGAAGAUUUCUCAUCUUCAUCAUCUUGUGGAACAGUUGUUGAGUCGGGAAAUGCAAGUUCUCCAGUGACAAAGACAACUACUGAUCAUCAGGAAAUUAAAAAGUCUUUAGGUUCAAGCCUUCAACAAGUUAAACAUGGGGAUUCUGUAAAGAAAUGUCUGUGCAGUGCUGAGCGGUGUACAUGUACUGCGGCAUCUGAUCAAGAAGACCUGCUAUCAAAACACACAGAUACGUCUUCGGUUGCUCAAAAUGAGGAUGCAGUUGUAAACCCUUCAACAGUUCACAAAACAUCUAAUGUUGUUUUAUCAGUUUCUCCAAGAACAGCCAGGAAAAGCAGAAAAGGAUCAUGCCUCAGGCCAAGGAAUGGCUCUUUAAGCUGUAUUAUUAGUGAUCCUGAUAGCCACUGUGACUUGGUUUAUAUUAAAAAAUCAAUAAUAGAAUGUCAACCUCAAUCUCGUAAUAGACUUCAUCCACGACUGAAUGCCCGAAAGAGCACAAGAGGGCACAAGUACGUUGAGGAGUAUUUAGAGCUAAAAACAGUCCGUACACUAGCACGUAAACCUAUACAUGGUUCCAUUGGGAAUUGUCCCGUGCUUUUGGCAGACUUGCAAACUUCAGUAACUCCGAGGCAGACUCUUUCUGGAAGCGUUCCUCUGGUAAAUGCGCCUUUUACAGGGGACUGCAUGAAAAACAUUAUUCAGAAGUUAUCAUCGGAGCAGAUAGCGGAGGAGGAAAUGCCAGGGGAUGUGGUAAAAGUUACCGGUAUAAGUCUGAUGGUUGAAACCAGUCACACCGAUAAAACUGAAACAAAUAGUCAAAUUUCCCAUGAGCCUUCAUGUAAGGAGAGUGAAGCAAGUAUGCAGAUAGAUGUGAGUUUAGAAACUGUGAGUUGUACUCCAAAUGCAGUAGAAGUUCCAGCAGAAAACAUAGAUGUGGAAGAAGCCAAAGAGUCCACAGAAACAACAGAACUGGCUGUAGAGACAGAACAGUGUGAUCCCCCAGUUGUACCUAUCGAAGAAGAACAGUGUGAUCCCCCAGUUGUACCUAUUGAAGAAGUACAGUGUGAACACCCAGUUGUACCUAUUGAAGAAGUACAGUGUGAACACCCAGUUGUACCUAUUGAGAAAGAGGUGGACUGUGGUACUGAGAGUAAGGCUAAGUGUGAAGAUCAGUCUUUGGAGCCAUCAUUGAGCCCUGCAUCCCAUAACAUGGACCCAGAGUCUUCUACUAUUGAAAUUAACGUUGAACAGAAUAAUGAGAGGGAAUCUACGAGCCUGGAGACUGAUACUGCAGAUGUCCAAGAACCAUCAGAGGCAUCAGAAGUGAAGAUAAACACUGAGGAGGACAAAAAUGCUCAAGAGCAAACAUUGGGGGAUGUUGAUACCAAUCUCCAAAUGCUACCGGAGAAGGAGGAAGAGGAUUUAUCAGGGUCUAAAAUUGCAGAGGUUUCAACUCUUCAACCCCUUGCAAAUUGUAAGGACACAGAUUCUAUUACUCCAAAAGUUUUAAAUACAAAACAUACAGUGUCUUCAGAUAGAUGUUUGCGCAGUAGAGUUUCAAAAGGAAGUGUUGACGUAGUGAAAGACUCUGUGAAGCAUGGUGCGUCUGAACCUGUUGAUCAUGCCAAUGAUGCAAACACAAAGACUCAGUCUGCUGAAACUAGUGUUUGUACUGGGGAAGAGCAUAAUUCUGAGCCUGUAGAGAUUCCUAUAGAGAAACCUAACCAUCAAGUUAUAACUAAUGCAGUCAAAACAACACCAAAAGCAAAAGGUGGGAAAGCCAAGCAACAAAGUCCAAAAGUUGAAAUGAAUGAGCUUCCGAGUGUUUUGCCUCCUGAAGUACUUCCGGAGACUAUAAGCACUGCUUCCAAUACUACAGAGAGUGAAAAACAACACAAAAUGAAAUGUCAAGCCUCUGAAAACUUGACACUUAGAAGUAAAAGUAGUCCUAUUGAACUGCUGGUUAGUGGAGACUGCUCUCCCAACAAAAAGUCUCCACAUAGCUCUGAAAAUAUGCUUUUGAGGAGCAGAAGUAACACUGAAAGGCUUGCUGGUAGUAAAUCAAACAGUCUAACUGAAGGCCAUUUAGAGACGCAAGGGCAGACGCCUUUAAGAGGAAACGGUUCUGCAAGUGAUCAAGGGAGUAUUGGUGAUUUGUGUACACCUUCAGAGAGCGUAACCCGUAUGCCUUUAAGAAGCAGGACUAUUAGCGCUAAUAAACAAUCUGUUACCAGAGAAUCUCCUGUUAAGGGUUCCAUUAAAAGUGAACCUGUUAGUUCACCCUCCAGUAAGAGAACAGAGGCCACUGGGCACAUGCCUUUAAGAAGCAGUGCCGGCGUAACAGCAGAACAACCCUGCAAUGACAAAUCUGCAUUAGAGAGCCCUGGGCGUAUGUCUUUAAGAAGAGGGAACACAUCAAAUACAGAAAAGCCUUGUGGCUCAACAACACCCCCUACUACAAAUAAACGUCCUUCGAGGAUACAUAAGGUUUCGGCAUCCUCAAGCGGGGAUGCCGAAGAGAUUCCAUCCAGUUCAAAACUCGAAAUACAAAAUAAAAAGCAUACAGAGUCCCAGAUAAAAGGUUCUGAUGAAUCCUUCCAUGUAUCCAGUCUUCAAAGGUCUGAACCAAUUGUUUGUAAUCCAUCCAGAUUUUUGGAGGCCCUCAGAGGAGAAGAACACCAGCAAUUAAUUUCAAAUUUAAACGCAAAGUUUGAUAAGAUGCAGAAAGGCUGGGUUCAGAUAGACAAGGAGGGUCAGGGUGCAACCAAAAACAAAAACAAAGCAGACAGGCUUAAAGAAAUCUGGAAAAGCAAGCGCAGAGUCCGAAAGUCAAGACCGUUAGAGCAGCAAAAGUUUUCCCCUGUGCAAAUGCUCUUCAUGAAGCCCUUUGACUUGACUAGUAUCUGCCGCUGGUUCCUGCAGUCGACUGAAACUAAAUCCCUGGUGAUUGUGAAAAAGGUGAACACCAGACUUCCCUCUGAAACGCAAUUGUGUUUCCACUCUUCGUCAGCAGGAGCGGGGUCUGCUAACGGGAUAUUCCCAAGCCUCCAAGCUGAACGAUUAAAGAAACAUCUGAAAAAGUUUGCUAUUGCAUCGCCGGUGAAGAGUAACCCCAAGAAUCAAAGGUUAAUCUCAAAAGCUCUAGGUCAGGGCAUCUCAGUGAUGAGUAAAGAAAAGCCUAAACCUACAACAGCCACUAGGAUCUGUACGAAAGCGCAGAGUCUUGCUGGAGUUACACCAGUGCAGGUUCCCGAGAGCAUCAGUGCGACCGCAGGCAGUGCGAAGAAUCCAGCAAGUGCUAGAAUACUUCGGAAGUACUCGAACAUGCGUGAGAAACUUCAGGUUCAGCAAAACAAGAAAUGCAAAGAGAAAGCAUUAAAAAGUGCUAGUUUAAAAGCGACGAUUAUUCCAAAGAAAGACGACAAAGAGAAACUGCAGAUGCAAAAAGGGCCAAAAUCGGAGGUUGUUAAAAAGAUCUCCUCUUUGAGCAAGACGGCAAAGGCAAACUCUGUCUUAAAAGAGCGGGUUUUAAAAAGUAAAGGUGGCUCCUCUACAAAGAGGUUGCAGGGACUCAAAAGAAUAACAAAAGCCAUUGGUGCUCACGCCUCCGCAAACAAAUUGAGCAAAAAACUGAUCAGAACUGAUAGAGCACAACGAGUGAAAACGAUUAAAGUUGACUCAAAGAAAUCAGCGCUCCAGAAAAUCCCUUCAGAACCACAGACUUUAGAUGUGGACAAUAAGUCUUCGGAGGACCAAGUGUUGACUAGGUCUCAAAGAAAGAUGGAAGGUGCUCCUCCGCAGACGGCCUCUCCGAAAUCCGCCAUGAAGCGAGGCUUGGAGCCGCUGGUCACUCCAACAAAACGUACAAGGACCUCAAAACCAUGAAAUAUGUACAGGAUCCCUCUAGAAACUUAAGCUGCAGUGUUUUACAAGAGUGCUGAUACUGGUCAAAAUCGAAGGACAGAUUUAUAUUUGAAGCUAUUUUUUUAAGCUUGGCAGUGCAUUUUUCAGAGUUUCGAUUGUAUUGUCAGAUGAGAGAGAUUUUGCUAGUUUGGUCAAAGAAGUUUUUCUUUUUCAGCAUCACGUUUGUCCAAAUAUGCUUUAAGAAAUUAUUUGUUUGUCAUUUUUCCCCACUGAUCGGUCCAUUACAGAAAAAAAAAAGUCAAACUGAAUUAAGGUUUGGAUUCCCAUGCAUGGGGCAUUUUAAACAUGGAACAUGAAAUUAACUGUAAUUCACUUCUUAGUUUGAAUGUUGUACAGCUUAUUAUUAGAAACACUUGUAAAAUUGAACCAGAUAUUAUUUAAGGAAUAAUCCACACUUUUACAACAGUAGUUUUAGCGAAUUAAAGUGGCUUUGUACCCUGAAUAAUGUGCCUUUUUUCUUAUCUGUAUUUAUAAUGGAGGAUGCCUCUAGAAAUAAAGCCUCAUUAUUUUUGCACAUAGAUAAAGAGAGAGAUUUGUCCCAAAAUUCUUACGACUUUCUUUUUUUUAAAUGAGUUUUCCUCCUCUGGAAUUCCUAAUUUAGUUUUUUCUUUUUAGAGCACUGAAGUUUAAAUGUGUAGUUUCAUCUGGUCUGUCCGUGUCAUAUUGAUGAUGAUGAUUUGUACAUACAGUAGUUUCUAUUGCUGGUUUCUUAAGUAGAUUAACGAGUAUGCAUUAUGGACUCACACUUCAAAAACAGCUGUAUUUAUGAUGGAAGCUAUGCAAGUGUACAGGUUUUAUACUACAUUUUUCUUCUCUAAUUUAUCUAGUUUGUGAAUCAUUUAGGUGGAAUAAAAAUGCAUUGUUUUUUUCUGUUUAGAAACACUGACGUCAAAUAAAUCAUCUUCAAUGUG
Molecule: messenger RNA, 5983 nt
Organism: Danio aesculapii
Lineage: Eukaryota; Metazoa; Chordata; Actinopteri; Cypriniformes; Danionidae
Exons: 7
Coding region: 429-5033 (1534 amino acids)
Source: RefSeq, a predicted model, not a curated record